Loxodonta africana (African savanna elephant) is the source of this 1601-nucleotide messenger RNA. RefSeq names its product olfactory receptor 8B8-like. The record is from RefSeq and is a predicted model, not a curated record. NCBI's taxonomy places the organism in Eukaryota, Metazoa, Chordata, Mammalia, Proboscidea, Elephantidae. Gene Ontology annotation, cellular component: membrane. Gene Ontology annotation, biological process: sensory perception of smell; G protein-coupled receptor signaling pathway. Bases 669 to 1601 code for a protein of 310 amino acids. Gene Ontology annotation, molecular function: G protein-coupled receptor activity; olfactory receptor activity; odorant binding. The transcript has a single exon.
AGUAUUUAGGAGCUAUGGCUGCUAACUAAAAGGUUGGCAGUAAAAAUCAUCAGCCACUCCUUGGAAACUCUGUGGGGCGGUUCUACUCUGUAGUAUAAAGUUGCUGUUUUUUAAUAUUCUCAUGCAGUGUAAAUUUGAUGGUAACAAAGAACCCCUCUUGGGCAACUACUCUCAACCUCUGAUAAGACCAGCCUUUCUCGAAAUUAUAACUAGUCAUCUUCUUGCUCUGAUUCAGACCCUGUUCCAGAGGUGGAGGCUCUGAUGAGAAUCACAGUGACUUCUGACUGUCAGGAUUUUCUUCAGGGAAGAGCCCCAGGUUUCGCAGCCAAAGCAGAGACACAAGAGGAAGGGACAUAGAAAAUGUACGUAAUUAAAGAUCUGACAAUCACUCACCUUGUUUUUGCACCCUUCUCCCCAGCAGCACCAGCUCUCACCCUGGAGACAAAGUUUAGCCUCAUAUGUACUCUGGACAGGUAAAGUCACUUGGUGUUGUGAAGAGACAUCCAUAGCAAACAGUAAAGAUUUUUCCAUCAUAAUUUCAGUCUCUCUCUGUGGAGUUAAUUCCCAAGAAGGUGAGGAGGGAGUGCAGAUAUUGGAAGGGUAGUGGUAAUAUUUCUUUCCCUCUAAGUGGUUCUUUUCUGUUAUCCCACAGAGUACCCAAGAGGAGAAUGGCAACCAAGAAUUCUUCUGUGAGAGAGUUUAUCCUCGCAGGCUUAACGGACCGGCCAGGACUCCAGAUUCCUCUCUUCUUCCUGUUUCUCUGCUCCUAUGUGAUCACUGUGGUGGGGAACCUGGGCUUGAUUACUCUGAUUGGGCUGAACUCUCACCUGCACACACCCAUGUACUUUUUUCUCUUUAACCUCUCUUUAAUAGAUUUCUCUUACUCCACUACCAUCACCCCCAAAAUGCUGAUGAAUUUUGUGUCAAAGAAGAACAUCAUCUUGCACGCAGGGUGUAUGACUCAACUCUUUUUCUUCUGCUUCUUUGUUGUGUCUGAGUCCUUCAUUCUCUCAGCAAUGGCAUAUGACCGCUAUGUUGCCAUCUGUAAACCAUUGGUGUACACAGUCACCAUGUCUCCAAAGGUUUGUUUUUUCCUUUUGAUAGGUGUCUAUGUGAUGGGGUUUUUGGGUGCCAUGGCCCAUACGGGAAGCAUAAUGAGUCUGACUUUCUGUGCUGAUAACCUUGUCAAUCAUUUCAUGUGUGACAUCCUUCCUCUCCUUGAUCUCUCCUGCAAAAGCACUUAUGUGAAUGAGCUGGUUGUAUUUAUUCUUGUAGGCAUUGACAUCGGAAUGCCUAUUGUCACCAUCUUCAUCUCUUAUGCUCUAAUACUCUCUAGCAUUCUCCAUAUUAGCUCUACUGAGGGUAGGUACAAAGCCUUUCGUACCUGCAGCUCCCACAUAAUUGUGGUUUCUCUUUUCUUCGGUUCUGGGGCUUUCGUGUAUCUCAAACCACCUUCCCUUUUGCCUCUUCACCAGGGAAAAGUGUCCUCCCUAUUUUAUACUAUUGUGGUGCCAAUGUUAAACCCAUUAAUCUAUAGUUUGAGGAAUAAGGAUGUCAAAGUUGCCCUGAGGAAAACCUUGAGAAGAAAAACAUUUUCUUGA